This is a messenger RNA of Theileria orientalis strain Shintoku, 1941 nucleotides long. RefSeq lists its product as uncharacterized. The transcript has 9 exons. Gene Ontology annotation, molecular function: protein heterodimerization activity; RNA polymerase II general transcription initiation factor activity; transcription coactivator activity. Bases 1 to 1941 code for a protein of 646 amino acids. The record is from RefSeq and is a predicted model, not a curated record. Gene Ontology annotation, cellular component: SLIK (SAGA-like) complex; transcription factor TFIID complex; SAGA complex. Gene Ontology annotation, biological process: RNA polymerase II preinitiation complex assembly; transcription initiation at RNA polymerase II promoter. NCBI's taxonomy places the organism in Eukaryota, Apicomplexa, Aconoidasida, Piroplasmida, Theileriidae.
AUGAAGAAGGUAGUUAGAAUACCAGGUAAAGCCAUUAGAGCAUUAUCGAAAACACACCCACUAUAUCAAAACGAUAAAGCAAUAUUGUCGGAGGAAGCAGCAGAAAUAAUAGCAAACACAGUGGAAAUGAGACUGAAACAAGUGUUAGAAACAGCAAAGCUACUGAUGGAUAAAUCGGAAAGAGCAAUUAACACAAGAGUGUUAACGCCAGAGGACGUGAGGAAUGCACUGAAGGCGUUAAACAUACCGGACCUUGAUGGAUAUAGUAGCAGCUACGACUACAGAUACGUCUGGGCCACAAAGCUGUUCAAGGGGGACAGAGUGGUGAAGAGGGAGUCGACGCACAGAAACCUGGGAGAUAAGAGUUGGGGACGCUACAGGCUAUCGCAGCUGGUAAAGCAGGAACUGCAGAAACCAAUACCAGCACCAGCAGGACUUACAGUAUCAUGGGCAGUGGUGGACGCAAAGGUGCCGCUUAUGGCAAAGGGGCUCGUGGAUGAAACAACAAAGGAGUACGAAAAGUGGCUAGCAGACACUAAAAUUAAAAAGAAACUGGGAGAAAUCAGCUUCGUAGACUACUCAGAAACGGAGGAAAAGUUGGAUAACCUCACGACGCUGGUGAAGAGCAUUAGAGCUCCAGAGUCGGGUCUGACAGACACCUUUAGCAACGAGUACCUGGACAAGGCACUUAUCGACGCAAUAAAUAAACAAAUAGUUCAGGACAGUGCACUGGUGAAGAAUCAGAAGUUCGUGAUACCGAAGGUGGAAUAUUUACUGACAAAGGAACACAAGUUCUUCUUGAAGGAGAUAAGAAAUAUGCUAAAAAGAGCUUCGUACUCACUGGAGCCGGAUAUACAAAUGCAAUACAAAAAGGUCACGGAAUUACUGAGGGUGUCACUGGGAUUGGACCAGCUGUUGCCAGAACUGUGUUACCUGUUCACGACAGAGAUGAACAGAUUCAAGUCGAGUCAGUCGUCGUUCAACGUUAAUAUUUUGCUGCAAUACGUCGAGGCGCUGACGAGCAACCCGAACAUACAAAUACACCACUACGUGCAUCAGCUGCUAGUGCCGCUGCUGGAAAUACUGCUGUCCUCAGACAACGAAAUGGAUCCGACCGAAAUAUAUAGGUCCCUACUACUGCGUAAAUUAUCAGCGCAGUGUAUAUACAACAUAAGCUACAACCUGAAGCGGAACAACAACGGCUUGGAAAGCAUAGAUUCAUACCUGAUGAACCUGUACAAAAGAGAGAUAACCAACGAGGGUUGCACGCUUUCAGUGCUCUUUGGGGCGCUCUGCGGCAUCGCCAAGUUGCCUGCAGUGGCCAAGAGAGUGAUAUUCUACCCUAUCGUGCCCCUGCUCCUGAGCGUGGUGCUCAACAAACAGAACAGCCUCAACGUGUACACGAAGAACAAGCAGAAGCAGAAGAUACAGCUGUUUAAGCAGACGCUGCUCCACGAAAUAUUGCACCUAAUACUUGAAAUAAUAUAUGAUUCAUCGUUUGAGGAUGUAAUGUCCACUUUGGAGGAUACUGGCUCACUAUUCACAGUGUCAUACGAAGCCAGUCUACUCGUUAACGACGUGCUCAUGGGAUCCGUUAACUCGAGCGUAAACCCAGAGUUACUGCUGCAAAUAUACAUAGCGAUCUUGAACAAGUGCCACACGCUGCUGAUAUCGCUCAACGGAAACACGCUCAGGCUGAAGAGGAAGUUUGAUGAGAUCAGCAACUGGAAGAUCGUCGGACUCGACUUUGAAGACGAACAGAGCGAAUUUAACGACGGAGGGUUGUUGCCCGAGGUGUAUAACAUCAGGAACUACAAGAGGCUGUACAGCAAGGCGAACGAUCCCAGCAACACCGACAAGACGGUGUCAGUGCAAAACUACGACAAUGCCAAAAGUUGGUACAACUUUAACAGCAUCCACUCGUUAACACUGACGAUUUAA